This is a messenger RNA of Exophiala bonariae, 756 nucleotides long. RefSeq names its product NineTeen Complex (NTC) component (gene ISY1). The coding region runs from base 1 to 756 and encodes 251 amino acids. The transcript has a single exon. Gene Ontology annotation, biological process: generation of catalytic spliceosome for second transesterification step; mRNA 3'-splice site recognition. Gene Ontology annotation, cellular component: Prp19 complex; post-mRNA release spliceosomal complex; catalytic step 2 spliceosome. Lineage: Eukaryota; Fungi; Ascomycota; Eurotiomycetes; Chaetothyriales; Herpotrichiellaceae. The record is from RefSeq and is a predicted model, not a curated record.
AUGGCGCGCAAUUCGGAAAAAGCGCAGUCUAUGCUCUUUCGCUUUCGCGCUGCACAAGCCGCCGAAUCUGGUCUACUACCAAGCUCUUCACUCCGUCGCCCGAAAGCCCCCAGUACAGUCAGCACCAUCCCGCUCUGUGAGAAAUGGCGUGGACAAAUAUUGAAAGAAGUGUCGCGAAAAGUCACAAAGAUCCAGGACGAGAGUCUGUCGGACUUCCAAGUGCGAGAUCUUAACGACGAAAUCAAUAAACUCAUGAAGGAGAAAUGGGGAUGGGAGAGAAGAAUCAGAGAGCUUGGAGGGCCGAAUUAUAUGCGGGGCGGGGGCGCGGUGUUCGAUGAUCAAGGACGAGAAGUCCAGGGUGGUGGAAAGGGUUACAGGUAUUUUGGGCGGGCGAGGGAACUACCGGGUGUGAAAGAGAUGUUUAAAAGAGCUGCGAAGCGGCGAACACACGGAGACGAGGACGAUGACAAACCCCGAGCUGGCCAGGAUAUCAAUCGCAAAAAUCUGGAUGCAACCUAUUUCGGCUUUGGACUCGACGAAGAGGAUGGAACGCUGCUGAAAUAUGAACGGAGGAAAGAAAAGGAGGCCGUCGAGAGGAUUGCUCGUUCUGGCGAAGCCGAUCAAUCUGACGAGGAGUGGGAGCCUUUACCUGGAGAUGCAGGAGAUGGAGUACGAUGGCGACUGCCCACACUAGAAGAAGUUCAAGAUGAACUGGUCGACCGCAGACGACGGCAAUUGCUUGACAAGCUGGUUUAA